GAGAUUCGAAAAACCCUGGACUACGUGACUGCGUUGCUGGGUAAGUAGAACAAAAACAACGGCGUUGGGGUCGGAGUUUGAAGCUUGGUCAGACCAUAGACUGUACAUACGGAUUCAGACAAUUCAGACGGACGGUAUCUUCGGUUUCGAAUUCAGUUUUGUUGACGGUUCCUGUGCUAAAGCUCUCUACUGUAAGACAUGGCAGCCGACUGCGUGGCUUGGCUGAACGCUUACCCAGUUGACGCUGAGGACCUCAGUGAUUCCUUCCUUUCUGGAGAGGAGGAAAAUGGGGGAUUGGCUGUCCACAACAAGAAUAUCAGCAAUGAGAUCAACAGCAACUGGUUGUCUUCGACCAGCAACAGCAUCCACGAGGCACGUCUCAAGGCGAAGGCCAAACGGAGGCUGAGGAAAAACUCCUCCCGAGACUCCGGUAGAGGGGACUCUCUCAGUGACAAUGGAGAUGUGAGUCGGGGGAUUUCUGUAGCGCCUACAAGUCCAAAGAGCAAGCUGAUGGACCGAAAGUCCCGGAUGAGGAAGGGCAGAGGUCUGCCAAAGAAGGGUGGGGCAGGAGGAAAAGGUGUGUGGGGCAAAACUGGUGAAGUUUACGGACCGGUGGUGGUAGAUGAGAAAGACCCCAACUACGAUGAAGAUCAGGAAAACUGUGUUUACGAGACCGUGGUGCCCCCGCUGGAGGAGAGGGACUUUGAGAAGACGGUCACCCCCAUAGUGCUGGAGUACUUUGAACACGGUGACACAAAUGAAGUAGCUGAGCUGCUUUCAGAACUGAACCUGGGUUCCAUGCAGAGCGAGGUCCCAUCACUGGCUGUGUCUCUGGCCCUGGAGGCUAAGGCUAGCCACCGAGAGCUCACCUCCAGGCUGCUGGUUGACCUUUGUGGGACAGUUCUCUCCCACAGCGACAUGGCGACCUCUUUUGACAAACUACUGAGAGAUUUGCCCGAUCUGGUCCUCGAUACGCCUGGAGCUCCUCAGUUGGUCGGACAGUUUAUUGCACGUGCUGUAAGCGAUCAGAUACUCUCCAAGAGCUACAUAGAUGGGUACAAAGGCAAAGUUGAUUGUGAAUAUGCAAGGGCGGCGUUAGAUCGAGCUGCUGUGCUGCUGAAGAUGAGUUUGGGGGGGCUUCGGAUAGACAACCACUGGGGAACAGGGGGAGGCCAGAGACCUGUCAUCCAGCUUAUUAGAGAGAUGAACCUGCUGCUGAACGAGUACAUCCUGUCUGGAGACAGUAAGGAAGCUGAGCGUUGCCUUCGGGAUCUGGAGGUUCCCCAUUUCCACCACGAGUUUGUCUAUGAGGCAAUCGUGAUGGUGUUGGAGUCUAAAGGCGAGAAAACUUUCAAAAAGGUUCUGAAGCUUCUCAGUUUAUUCUCAGCAUCAUCCAUCAUCACUGUGGACCAAAUGAAAAGGGGCUUUGAGAGAGUUUACAUGGAUAUUGCUGAAAUAAACAUUGAUGUCCCGCGUGCAUACUUCCUCCUGGAGCAAUUUGUGGAGAAGAGCUUCAGUUUGGGAAUUAUUGGUGUGAAGUUACGAGAUCAGUGUCCUCGCUGGAGCCGGAAGAGAUUCGUCAGCGAGGGAGAUGUCGGUGUUGUGAAAUUUGAUCGGUACUGAGGUGUCCUUCCUGUGCACCAGAAUCCCUGAAGAGAAGAGGAUGGAAUGAUUAUUUGCUUUUUUCUUUGUUUUUUAAAUCGCAUAGUAGAAUUGUCUCCCUUCUAACAGUAUGACUCUGGAAUAGAGGUGAGGUUAAAAGAACUGCACUUUUCAUUUGAUCCAAAGUAGAUCACUUUCUUCAAGGUGUUCCUGUAUAAACAUUUUCAUAAGCUAUCCCUGAAAGUGCCACACCUCCCAGUGACAGUCAUUCCGCAUUUGUUUUGUACAGUAUUUUAUUUUCUGGUAUUACUGCCACUCCUUAAUUUGUUGUUUUUGAUUUUUCAAAAGUGUUGUUUAUACUGAAAAAACAAAUUUGUGUUGUUUUAUGAAAAUGUGGAGUAAACAAAUAAAGGGAGAAUGUUG
Messenger RNA from Nothobranchius furzeri (turquoise killifish), 2025 nucleotides. It is a transcript of the gene pdcd4b, whose product is annotated as programmed cell death 4b. Lineage: Eukaryota; Metazoa; Chordata; Actinopteri; Cyprinodontiformes; Nothobranchiidae. Gene Ontology annotation, biological process: negative regulation of DNA-templated transcription. The record is from RefSeq and is a predicted model, not a curated record. Gene Ontology annotation, cellular component: cytosol; nucleus.